Colletotrichum gloeosporioides is the source of this 738-nucleotide messenger RNA. RefSeq lists its product as uncharacterized. The transcript has a single exon. The record is from RefSeq and is a predicted model, not a curated record. NCBI's taxonomy places the organism in Eukaryota, Fungi, Ascomycota, Sordariomycetes, Glomerellales, Glomerellaceae. Bases 1 to 738 code for a protein of 245 amino acids.
AUGAGCAAACCAUGGACAUUGUCGCUGGUUAGUCUCAAGAGGCUGGUGCUAAGCGAGAUCGGCUUUGAAGACCUUGCUCUGCUCCUAGCCUGCUGCCCAGAACUACGGGAGCUGGAACUGACGGCUGUCAACAUCCAUCGAACGGCGGGUAUCGACUACUGGGAUGUCUCCAAACUGUUGCAAACUUUGGUUCCCGUACGACAUCAACUUCGGAAGCUCCGCCUCACCCACUCCCCGAGCCAACGGUCUGGCGCGGAACAGAGACAGUGGACGGAUGAUACAUCCCUGUCAUUUCGAGACUUUGUCCAGCUUGAAGAGUUGGCUUUCGACCAGACCAUAAUCGAGUACCACACGAAGGCUACGGCUUUUGACGGUGAGGCACCCCUGGGGUGCACAGUAUCCGAUAUUUUGCCAACAUCACUGCAAAAGCUACAGCUUUUGCACGUCAAGAAAGAAUCUCUGAAGGAUCUGAAGCACCUUUCCGAAAAUGCCAGCUAUCAAUUACCGUCUCUGAAACUCAUCCAUAUCAGUUUCGCAGACGGCAUAGACAAGAGAGAUGUCGGGUACAAACGCAUAGAUGACAUCACGGUGGCGUUGCAAUCGGCUGGCAUGAGCGUGCUCUGGGACACGAACCAUGUCAGCGAAAAGCCGUUAGAACCUAUUCCAGGCGGCGUGACUGCACUUACGUCGAUCCAAGUAUCUUUAGCAACGGCGGGUAUCGAUAAAUUAGCCUUGUAA